Schistosoma turkestanicum is the source of this 1458-nucleotide messenger RNA. NCBI's taxonomy places the organism in Eukaryota, Metazoa, Platyhelminthes, Trematoda, Strigeidida, Schistosomatidae. The record is from the annotation of a GenBank genome assembly.
AUGAGUUUUCCAACUUCCCUUGUGAAGUAUUGUUUGGCAAUUAAACUAACUUGGAUACUAUUCCACUACGUAUGUGCUCCAGCAGAUGAAUCUGAUAUUCUACUCAAUGGUUCUUCAGCUGGUACAAAAAAUACUACCAUAAACCUUGUAAAUUCAUUAACUCAUAAGUCCAAUUUUUCUAAGUUGGAAUAUUUUCUCACACUCGUUUAUUCAACUCCGGGAGUAUGUUAUAAAACAGACGUCACAGUUAAUUCCAAAGAAAUGCUAACUACCAAACUUUCAAAUUCUACUGAUCAGUUAGCUAAAUCUUUGUCACUGGAAUCUACAGCAAAUAAACCGAUAACAUCUGAACCUUACUUCCAAGAGGAAACAGAUGCUGUAAUCAACAAUCCUGAAAAACUUGAACUAAGCGAAAGUUCUGCACAUUCUGUUGAUUCUCAUACUGACCCAGAAGAAAAUCCAAAAGACGAUUUUGAGGAUAUUGAGUCACAGAUAGAUGAGGAAAAUCGUUUGCUCAACGGAAAAGAUUUCACCGAAUCUGAAUCUAAGGAGUCUAUACAUCAAAGUGACCGUAAUAAUGUAGUUCAUGAUGAAUCACAUGGCUUUCAUCAUUGUGUAUUAACCAAUACAAAAGAUUUACGCAAAGCCAUUGAACUUAUGCAAAAUCGUCGAACUGAAGACAAUUGUGUCAGACUUCAUGUUAGAGCAAUACCAAAAUUAUUACGACCAGAAUGUCGUUCACAAGUCACUGCGGAUGCACAAUUCUCAGGUCAAUAUUUACCUAGUUAUUUAGAAGCGAUCGGUUUACAACCUUCCAUAUAUUCUGCCGGUUCAAGUGAUGAUGAAAAACGAUCGUUUCGUCAAGAUGCAUCACCAAAACAUGAUUAUCGUUGGUAAUCAAUGCAAACAGAAAAAACAAACAAACUGAUACAUACCCACUGGAUAGAUAUCUAACUUCCUGGCAGAAUAACCACAUAAAGUUUAGGCUAAACAUUGUUUCUUAAGACUACAACGAAAACAAAGAUUUUCUUUUUCUGACAUUCUUUUUUCCAUUGUCUUUGUUUGUUUUUUUGCAAUAACAUUACCCCCGGUAAUUUUGAAAUUCUAAAAACACUAUUCAGUGUGGUUGGUUAUGUUGACAUUCUACGCUAAACAAGUAUAGUUUAGUCAAGAAAAUAAAUGUCUUCUCUUUCUAACAUAUCCAUUGGUAGUUGUAACGCAAUAGUUUUGCCAGAGUUCCAUUAUAUUGAUUAUUUUUGGGAUGUAUACGUGUUUUUAUGAUAAUUUGUAAAGUCUUUUCCCAAGUAUAUGAUUUCUUUAUGUAUGUUGUAAACAAAAGAUGAAGUGGUGAACUAUUCUUUCUCGUUGUUGUUAUUGAUAUUUCAAAAUGACUACUGUUCACUUUAGUAAAUGACAACGAUGAUUCCUUUUUGAACUGUACAAGAUAUUCAUUGUCUC